AUGAACGUUUUCGCUUUCGGCUCAAAUGGCUCUGGCCAGCUAGCCCUCGGUCACACUGAAGAUGUUUCCACACCAACACAAUGCCUCUUCGAUGAAGCCCCAGCCACAAACGAUAAUAUCGUCCACAUCGCCGCCGGUGGAAACCACACUCUCCUACUGACAGAGCGCGGGUGUGUGUAUGCAGCAGGCUGCAACACAGAUGCUCGAUGUGGUCCCCGUAUAUCUGAUUUAACAGAAGAGAAUCUGCUCAGCUUCAGACGGGUCAUUCUGACUGAUGCUGCAACGAGAUCGCGCGUCGAUACCUUCAAGUGUGUAUCUGCGACGUGGGAAGGGAGUAUAUUAGUGGCCAGCGUGCGGAAACUGGGUGAUUUAGGUGGAAACGAGGAUAAGGUGUUUAUUAUGGGGUCGAGUCCAAAGGGCGAGUUGGGAUUGCAGUUGCAGGCUAUCUCUACUCCCGGUGGCAAUAUGGUCCAGCCUGGAAUGACGGUUCCGGACUUUCCGCCGCAAGGUAUAAACAUAAUUGCGCUGGCUAGUGGAAUGGGUCAUACGCUCGCUGUCCUGUCAAAUGGUGACGUCUACGGCUGGGGCGGUUCGAGGAAGGGGCAAUUAGGCGAGUCGCUCAAGGAACAAAAGAUUGUCUGGACUCCGGCGAAGCUCGAGGGAAUUCCUUUCGUAGCACGGAGUGCGGUGUGUGGACGUGAGUUUAGUGUAGUGUGUGGAGAUCGUCGAAGAGGCGAGUUUGUUAUCCUCGGAGACAAGGGCAAUCGAUGGGGUGUCUUGGAUGUCCCAACAUGUCUACGGGAUACGAGUUUGGGUGGAGAUGAAAGGAUAAAGGGAUUCUUGGAUAUUGGAGCAAGCUGGCAUGGUGUUUAUAUACAUGCUGUCUCUCAAAACUCCUCUGCUGAGCCCACUUCUGCCCCUAUUGCCUGGGGUCGCAAUGACCGUGGCCAACUCCCACCUGACAAUUUGCCAUCGCCAGUCAAAAUGGCAAUUGGAAGCGAGCAUGCGCUAGUGCUGAUGCGUGAUGGUGCGGUAGCCGCCUUCGGAUGGGGUGAGCAUGGAAAUUGCGGGCCUGAUACUGAUGAGCGCGGGAAUGUCGCUGGGCGGUACAGUUUGAUCCCACUGGACGCUGUGCUGGCUGACGGCGGGCGAGUUAUAGGCCUCGGCGCUGGGUGUGCGACAAGUUGGAUUGUUUCAGAGUGA
This is a messenger RNA of Penicillium daleae, 1203 nucleotides long. RefSeq lists its product as uncharacterized. Gene Ontology annotation, molecular function: guanyl-nucleotide exchange factor activity. NCBI's taxonomy places the organism in Eukaryota, Fungi, Ascomycota, Eurotiomycetes, Eurotiales, Aspergillaceae. The transcript has a single exon. The coding region runs from base 1 to 1203 and encodes 400 amino acids. The record is from RefSeq and is a predicted model, not a curated record. Gene Ontology annotation, cellular component: cytoplasm.